This is a messenger RNA of Daldinia childiae, 900 nucleotides long. RefSeq names its product putative inactive purple acid phosphatase 16. NCBI's taxonomy places the organism in Eukaryota, Fungi, Ascomycota, Sordariomycetes, Xylariales, Hypoxylaceae. The transcript is spliced from 3 exons. The coding region runs from base 1 to 900 and encodes 299 amino acids. Gene Ontology annotation, cellular component: cytoplasm. Gene Ontology annotation, molecular function: hydrolase activity, acting on ester bonds. The record is from RefSeq and is a predicted model, not a curated record.
AUGAUUUUUCGACCUCUAAGCUGGAGGCAUCUCCUAUCAUAUAAUCCGUCGCAGUCAAACGAUAAUCAUGUCCUAAGAUUCCUUCAAGAUGGCACCUUUCAGAUUACCGUAUUCUCGGAUCUCCAUUUUGCUGAAGAUGAAGACAAAAUUAAUGGUCCAAUGCAGGACGCGAGGACUGCGGAAGUUGUAAAGAAGGUGCUUGAACGCGAGAGCUCACAGCUAGUCGUGCUCAAUGGAGAUCUUAUAUCGGGCUAUGGCACCAGGGCUGACAAUGCGACGCUUUACUUGGAUCAGGUUGUCGCACCAAUUUUUGAUUUGGGCCUACCGUGGGCAACGACAUACGGGAAUCAUGAUAAUCAGGAUUACUCAAGAUCUACAGAUCUUUUGAAAAGAGAACAGGAUUAUCCUAACAGUUUAACUAAGAACAUGUUACCCGGUAACUCUCAGGCUGGGGUCUCCAACUACUUUCUGCAGGUAUACUCAGCUUCUGGAAAUCAAGAUGUACCAGAAGUUAUUCUAUGGUUUUUCGACAGCAGAGGAGGAGACGAGCCUCGUGACUGGGUAGAUGAUUCGGUUGUCAACUGGUUUAAAGAAACUAAUGCCAAUCUCACCCAUCAAUACAAGAAGACCAUCCCGUCGCUUGCCUUUUUCCAUAUACCUAUCGCUGCCGCAUACGAAUUCCAGGAAUCUCCAGGUGUUGAUCCCAAUACGGAACCAGGAAUCAAUGACGAAAGAGUCUGCUGGCAAGGUCAAAUGUUUGAUGAUAAGACAGGCCACGACGUGUCGUUCAUGACCGCGCUAUCGAACACGGAUGGGUUAUUAGCAACCUUUAGCGGCCAUGAUCAUAAAAACGACUGGUGGGAGCAAUCUUUAUCCUUUAUCAUUCGCGAGAAGAUUUGA